Molecule: messenger RNA, 3951 nt
Organism: Nomia melanderi (Alkali bee)
Lineage: Eukaryota; Metazoa; Arthropoda; Insecta; Hymenoptera; Halictidae
Gene: Brd8
Product: Bromodomain containing 8
Cellular component (GO): NuA4 histone acetyltransferase complex
Molecular function (GO): protein binding
Source: RefSeq, a predicted model, not a curated record
CGCUUUCAGCUAUAUAUAUAUACACAUGUACAAUUUACAUCGGCUGCAUUGCUAAUUCGACGAUUUCACAUACUGGAUACAUAUUGAUGAACUUUUCACUUGAUCGUAGAUUAAUUAUAUUUGAUGAUCCAUGAAUCAAACCAAAACUAUAAUGCACCAUUCUUUGACAGCUUACUUUGGAUCCGCCAUUACAGUUCCGCUUCUCGUAUUCCCUGCUUCGAUUUGAAAUCAGCUGUCCACGCGUUCCAUGUUCCAGUAGAAAGGAACAGUGCAUGUGUCUAUGAUGAACUGAUUGUGUAAAGAAUUGUCGACGAAGAAAUUCGCAAUAAUUUAACUGUGAAUCUUCAUGUUUUUCUGUAUAUAUUAAAGAAGAGAUAAAGUGUUUGCUCGUAAAAAUGUCAUCGGUACACGAUCGAUUAAAAUUAAAACGAACGUAUGAUAAUUGGAAUAUACGCGAACAACUAUGUUUAGCAUCUAGUGUGUUAAAGUCUGGUGAUCAAAACUGGAUGAGCGUAUCACGAUCCUUAAAGGCAAUUGUUGAAAAGGAAACAUUAAGGCCACCAGAUUGGUUUUCUCAAAAGUCUUGUGCCAUUCAAUAUGCACAUUUAUUGGAAAAUGCGGACACACCGAAGAGGAAGAAGAGAGAAAGUGGAGAAACGACUGGUGAAUCUAUAGUUAGAAAACUAACACAAGAAAGAAUAGCCGAAUUAGGACAAAUAUUAGCUUUUCAAAGGGACGAAUAUCAACAACUGAAAAAUCAACUAAACAUGAUAAAAUCUGGGGCUAUAACUGAAGAUAAAUUGCAAAAGAUGUGGCUUGAAAUUGAACAGGAAGAACGUGAACAGGAACAAAAAGCCAGAGCACAUGCUGCAUGGUUAGUCAAACGUCAGCAAAAGCAGGAAUUAAAUUCUCCACAAGGAGCAUCCGCUAUAAAUCAACGUAAAUCUACUGAAACAUCAAUAGAACUUCAAGAAACAACAGAAACAGUUGAUGAAGAAGAAAAGAAGGGUAAAGGUGGAAGGUCACCAUUAUUAACAAGUCUAUUGAAGUCACCAAGUCCCACUACACAAAUUCAAACAACAACUACUACAGCUCAGGUGAGCUCUCCUACAAUUACAAGUCUACUUGGUUCCAGUCCCAAAAUUCCAAAUUCUCAAUUAACACAAAAUGUUACUCCACAACUGCAUCAGAUUGUUUCUACUGCAAUUACAAGUGCACCGCCAGAAAGACCAUCAGUUGGUGCACCAACUCUGUCUAUGUUACUUGAAAUGCCCACUAAUGCACAACGAGGUACUCUACCAAAUUUGCAGUCAACCCCAAACAUUGUACCACAACAGAGUGUGCCCACAGAAGUUCAUACCUUACAGCCACAAUCUGUUCAUCAGAUAACAAUUCAGAAUGAUACACCGGUGGCUACUCAACCACUUACAAUUAAUCCACCAAAUAUACCAGUCACAGAAAGUAUGGUACAGAUAAUAGAUAAUAUAGAUGAUGUAAUACGUAAAGAUAUCAUGGCAGAUGUAAUAGACAAAGAUGAAAUUAAUGAAAUCAUUGGCGAUAUAGAAGAGUUAAUAAAAGAAGAAAUAACUGGAAGUCCACAGACUCUAGAUACAGCUACUACAACAAUAAAUACUCUUACUGUUCCCCAAAUUCAAGAAGUUCCAGUAGUCACAGAACGACCAGAGCCUAGGGAUGUAGAUGAAGUUGUAUCUCUCUCUAAUUCGCCAGAAAGUGAGAUGGCUAUUGAAGAAAUUGAUUCUAGUACUUCUAAUAUUGCAGAAAUUAUAGGAACGGUUGCAAUUGAGCCCCAAGAACCUAAAGUUAUUGUUACAGAAAUAUCUGAAACUGCAUCUAGUAUAUCUGAACAAGUAAAAUCUGAAGACUCGGUAAACCAUGAAAGGGUAACAGUACCUGAUGAACUUAUCCCUGAGUUAGAGGCUAACGAUGGUGAAAAUAGCAAAGAUGUACCAUUAGAAGAAAAACAGAUAGUCGAGGAAUUGGAUACUAUGGAUUCUACUUCAAAUGCAGAAGCAGAAGAAGCUGAUUCUAAAAUACCUAUAAAAGAGCUAGAUGAAAUGGUAGAAGAUGAAAUAGAAGAAGAAGAAGAAACCGAGGUUGUUGUAUCAGAGGCUAAAGAGUCACCCAGUAACAAACUGCAAGGGGAGUCUUCUGAAGAGCUGGAUAAUAAAGGAAACAUGGAACUAGAUCAACUAGAGAUGCACCUUGCUAAAAUUACAGGUGAACAGCAGGAUGUUCCAUCGGCAGAAGUAGUUAGCGUUUCUUCUGAGGUAACAAACGAUCUUCCCAGUACUGAAGAUACUGAAAAGUCUCAGGACAUUAGUUUGAUUUUAGAAGAUGAUGAAAGUGUACAUAGUGCAGAGGAUAAGAAAAAAAUAACAGAAGAACAAAUCAUAGAAAAUACUAUUGAAAGUACAGAAUCAGUUGAAUCUUUUAAAGAGGAACCUAUAAUUGUAAUAAAAGAAAAAACUAUUAUCGAGGUAAGCGAACAAUCACCAGAAAAAUCUCAAGAGGAACACACAGAAGAAACUCUAGAAAUUUACACAGACGAAUUCAAGAAGGAAGAUACAAAGGAUUCUUCUGAAGAUACGACCAGCUCUAUUUUACAAGACAUAGAAAUUAAGGAAGAAGAAAUAGAGGAAACAGCAAUUGUAGAAGAUUCCACUCAACUGGUGUCUCCAGAAGAAAUUGAAAGUUCAAAGCAAGAAUUUGUGGAGCCUAUCAAAUGCGAGAUUGAUGUUCCUAAUAUUAAAAAAGAAGAAAGUACCUUUGAGGAAUCUAAAGUAGAGGAAGAAUCCAAAAUUCGAUUAGAGAAUGUUACUAUGUUGGAAGUAAGGAAAGAAGAUAUCCCUAUAAAGGAAGAAAAGGAAGAUAAGAAGACUAUAGACGCCGAACAAAAUAUAAAAAAGGAAACAGAACCAAUAGUAAGUGCUGGAGAAGAAACCGUUGAAUUGGACGAGGAAGAAUCAUCGUUAAGUAAAUUAAGCGGAGGACGAGCUAUGAAAACUUACUCCAAAAAGCAAAAUGCGUCUAUCGACAGUGAGCCAGAAAAUGAAGGUACCGGAGAAGGUGCAGAUUACAGAGCAUGGAAAAAGGCAGUUAUGUUAGUUUAUAAUCGUCUGGCUACACAUAAAUAUGCAUCUGUAUUCUUGAGGCCAAUCACAGAAGAUCAAGCACCUGGAUAUCAUUCAGUUAUCUUCAGGCCUAUGGACUUAUCAACGAUUAAAAAGAACAUAGACAAUGGCACCAUUAGGUCCACAAUGCAUUUUCAACGUGACGUCAUGUUAAUGUUUCAAAAUGCCAUUAUGUACAAUAAACACGAUACCUUUAUUUAUAAAAUGGCUGUUUCGAUGCAGGAAGAAUGUCUACAGCAUAUGCAGAUAUUGGUACAAGUUACAGGUGAGGGAACACUCAGAAGAGAAACAAGAACUGCAGCAAGCAGUAGCAGUGAGGCUAGUGAAAGUAGCAUAAAGAGGAAAAGAAGUCAUAUUACACCAAGUCCUCACGAUACAGACAGUCCACGUUCAAAGAAACGUAGAAAAUCAGAAAAUGAUUAGGAUUUCUUGUUUGUGCAUACUUACAUAUAUGUAUGUAUGUACAUGUAUAUCUACAUGUGAUAAACAUUGAAGUUUGUAAGAACUGUUUCGAAAAAAAAAGGAAAGAACAGGCAAUUCUGUGUCCUGUUGGCAUCAAAGGAAAAUGUUGAACAUGAAAGAUGUUUGAAGUAUACAAGAGGAAAUGCAACGAUUGUGCAUUCGAUUUUAUUGCUUUCUCCCAACAGUAGAAAUAUAGAAAAGGAAAUUUUAUAUUGACUGUAUAGAUUUAUUUUAAUUUCUUUUGUAACAUACUGUUGUGGCAUUGUGAUCUUAAAGUCUAAUUAUUUGUAAUUCAUGGCUUUAUAAAAAAGAAAACCUUAUGGCCAUAUGCUUUUGU